Messenger RNA from Carlito syrichta (Philippine tarsier), 2352 nucleotides. RefSeq names its product pantothenate kinase 2 (gene PANK2). NCBI's taxonomy places the organism in Eukaryota, Metazoa, Chordata, Mammalia, Primates, Tarsiidae. Gene Ontology annotation, biological process: coenzyme A biosynthetic process. The record is from RefSeq and is a predicted model, not a curated record. Gene Ontology annotation, molecular function: pantothenate kinase activity; ATP binding. Gene Ontology annotation, cellular component: nucleus; cytosol.
AUGGGGCGAGGGCCCCUCCACCCUCGCGUCCAUUGGGCGGCGGCGCCAUCACUCUCUCCCCCUCGGUUACACCGCCUUCUCCUCCUCCCAGAAGCCCGGCCCCUCCUCCGCUCCAUCCCCUCCUCCGUCCCCUCCGCCCCGCCCCGUCCCGGGAGCCUCUCAUUGGAUCGAGGCGCGGUCGAUCCGUCUCGAAUCAGGCAGCCUAUUGGGCACGAGGCCUUGGGGGCCGCCCCCAGCUUACUCGGAUUGGCCUGCUCGCGUUGGCGCAACGGAAGAGGCGGUCGGCCGAGGGUGCGCCUCUGCUCCGUCUGGCCUGCCGCGGAGGAGGCGAGGAGUCCGACGCUGGGGGGCUGGCUGGCGCGGCAGCGGCGGCUGCUGCGGAUGGGAGCGGGCCGGCUCGGCGCGCCCAUGGAGCGCCACGGCAGGGCCUCCGCCACCUCCGCCUCGUCCACCGGGGAGUCGGCGCCCGGGGCCUCCGAUGGGCGGCGGCGGGAGCCACUGCGGCGCCGGGCGAGCAGCGCGUCGGCGCCCGCGUCCUUUGAAUCCCAGCGUCUGUCUGCCGUGGGCUCCAAAGAACUGCCCUUCCAGACGUUGAGUCCUCCCUACCUGGCGAUUUCGGGCUCGUGGGAAGAGACGGCUAGCCGCCCCCGGGUUGUUCCAGGCCUAAAACUGAAUUCCGUGUUCCGUGCCCCUCUGAGCGUUGACUGCUUUUCCCCCGUGAGAAUUCAGGUCAUCUCUCACCCAGUUUUUCCGUGGUUUGGCUUGGAUAUUGGUGGAACCCUGGUCAAGCUGGUUUAUUUUGAACCCAAAGACAUCACUGCUGAGGAAGAAGAGGAAGAAGUGGAAAGUCUUAAAAGCAUUCGGAAGUACCUGACCUCCAACGUGGCUUAUGGGUCCACGGGCAUUCGGGACGUGCACCUUGAGCUGAAGGACCUGACUCUGUGUGGACGCAAAGGCAAUCUGCACUUUAUACGCUUUCCCACUCAUGACAUGCCUGCUUUUAUUCAAAUGGGCAGAGAUAAAAACUUCUCGAGUCUCCACACUGUCUUUUGUGCCACUGGAGGUGGAGCAUACAAAUUUGAGCAGGAUUUUCUCACAAUAGGUGAUCUUCAGCUUUGCAAACUGGACGAGCUAGAUUGCUUAAUAAAAGGAAUUUUAUACAUUGACUCAGUUGGAUUUAAUGGACGGUCACAGUGCUAUUACUUUGAAAACCCUGCUGAUUCUGAAAAAUGUCAGAAGUUACCAUUUGAUUUGAAAAAUCCAUACCCUCUGCUUUUGGUGAACAUUGGCUCAGGAGUUAGCAUCUUAGCAGUAUAUUCCAAAGAUAAUUACAAGCGUGUCACAGGUACCAGUCUCGGAGGAGGAACAUUUUUUGGUCUCUGCUGUCUUCUCACUGGCUGCACCACUUUUGAAGAAGCUCUUGAAAUGGCCUCUCGUGGAGAUAGCACCAAAGUGGAUAAACUAGUGCGGGACAUUUAUGGUGGGGACUAUGAGAGGUUUGGCUUGCCAGGCUGGGCUGUGGCUUCAAGCUUUGGGAACAUGAUGAGCAAGGAGAAGCGAGAGGCUGUCAGUAAAGAAGACCUUGCCAGAGCAACUCUGAUCACCAUCACCAACAACAUUGGCUCAAUAGCAAGAAUGUGUGCCCUUAAUGAAAACAUUAACCAGGUGGUAUUUGUUGGAAAUUUCUUGAGAAUUAAUACGAUCGCCAUGCGGCUUUUGGCAUAUGCUCUGGAUUAUUGGUCUAAGGGGCAGUUGAAAGCACUUUUUUCGGAACACGAGGGUUAUUUUGGAGCUGUCGGAGCACUCCUUGAGCUGUUGAAGAUCCCCUGACCGUUACCUGGGGAAGGGUGCCUGGAACCUUCCACAAUGGAUCUGUGAACUUCUCGUUUUUUAAGAGACUUACUCGGUUUCAUGACUGUGUACUACUUAAAUCAAAGCCAGAAAGGACAAGUGUAUUUUUCUAAGUCAUCAAGAUACGUUGUUAAAAAUUCAGUGUAAACUAGCAACCAGGAAGGAAAGAUGUAUUAAAAAAAACACAAAAGCGGACCAUGUCCAGGCAGUGUGAGGCGUUGCUCUGUGUACGUUGCUCACAGUAUAGCACUAUCCAGCCUGCCGUGUGUUAUUGAAACCUCAGCAUCACUCACUGGAGACGCUUCAGGGGAGAGCUGUUCUGUGAUCAGCCGACUGUGGUUUUGUGUCCUGUUUGAACUUGAUAAAUGUAAGGCAUACUGCUAUGUGUUUAAUCACAGUUUUGUCAAUAUGGCCUUGGAGAUCAUCUGUACAUUACUCUGGUUUGCAUUAAGCCUCUGUGUGAACAUACUAAAAAUGUGUUUUAUCUCAAGGUUCUGCACA